AUGACCCAAGCUCGAACUGAUGCUAUUGUCGACAGCUGGAAAGUCAAAGCUAAUUUAAAUUUAUCAGCCGACGAAGAACAAAAAUUCAAAGAAUGGUUUCAUGGUGCUGCUGAACGACUUAGUGCUCGUCGUCAAGCUGGUAGAGAAGUUGUUACACAAUUGCAAGCAGCUGUCGAGAGUAACGAUACUGCAAAACAAGCAGAAUUAUUACAAAAAAUACGUGAAGGUUUUCGACAACUUUCCGAAGGUCGUGAAAAAGCUCUUGAUGAAUUUGAUAAAAUUCUCAAACCUGAACAACGUGCACGUAUUGUUGUUCAUGCUGUUCAACAAGCUAAAGAAUCAGGCCGACCAGUAGAACAUUUACUUGAUAGUCUUUUACACGCCACUGAAAAUUAA
Molecule: messenger RNA, 396 nt
Organism: Rotaria sp. Silwood1
Lineage: Eukaryota; Metazoa; Rotifera; Eurotatoria; Philodinida; Philodinidae
Source: the annotation of a GenBank genome assembly